AUGGCUCCAAAACGUUCGUCUGAUAUUUGGAAUUUUUAUAAUAAAAUUGAAAAUAAGAAAUUGGAGUGCAGAGAAUGUAAAAAAACGUUUGCUGAUUUUGGAAAUACAACGAAUUUGUUGAAGCAUUUUAGAAAAGUGCAUUCUCUAAUAUAUUUAACAUGUAUAGAAAAAACACGUAAACAAGAUCAAAGCCAAAACAAUAAUUUGGAUUUAGAUUCGGUUACAUCUAGCAGUCAAUCACUAGAAGCAAGGGUGGAUAAUGAAAAUGGAGACCAAGCUCAAGGUGAAGGUGCUCAAAGUCGUAGAAGACCGUUACAGAUGACAUUUUUAUCAAAAGAGGCUGCACAGGUCAAUUCAAGGAAUGUGAACAGAGAACUAGUUAAUAUGAUCUGUGUAGAUUUGCAACCAUUGUCUAUAGUUGAAGAUGAAGGUUUCCGAAACUAUACUUACCAGCUAAACCCCAACUAUAGUCUGCCUUCAAGAAAAAUGCUAGCAGAAAAAUUACUACCCCAACAAUAUGAUGUUUCAAAAGCAGCACUAAUUGAAAUGUUACAGCAGGUGGAUUUUGUAGCAGGCACAACUGAUUUAUGGACAUCGGACAAUAAUGCAAGUAAUAUGAAAAAAGCAGUAAUAGAAAUUUUGCAGAAACGUCAUCAUUCUUGUGUAGCACAUACUUUAAAUUUAACAGUCUCUGAUUGCAUGAAAGAUAAUGAGCAGCUAUCUCUUUUAACGGGGAAAUGUCGUGAAAUCGUUACUUAUUUUAAAAGAAGUAAUGUUGCGUCCUACAAGCUUCAAGAAAUUCAAGAGCAGAUGAAUUUAGAAAAACUGAAAUUACAACAAGAUGUUCAAACACGCUGGAACUCUACUUUCAUCAUGUUUGAUAGAUUAGACAGAGUCAAGAUACCACUAUCAGCUGCGUUGUCUUCCUUGCCUUCAUCUCCUUAUAACUUGACCAGUGAAGAAUGGAAUGUGUUACAAGAAUGCGUGAUUAUUUUGAGACCAGUGGAGCAGCUUACUACCAUUUUAUCUGGUCAACAGUAUCCUACAUUGUCGUGUGUUAUCCCGCUUAUCCGAGGUGUUCAAUCAUCCCUCAAGAGCUAUUCAAUGUCCACUAAUAUAGCGAUAUCUUUACAAAAUAAACUUAUAGAAACCAUCGAAAGGCGUUUAGGCGUUUAUGAAACUAACAAAACAGCAGCUAAAGCCACAUUUCUUGAUCCAAGAUUCAAAAAGGCUGGUUUUGGAAAGGAAAGAAAUGCUGAGAGUGUUCAGAGUUGGGUAAUUGAGGAAUUAACAUGCCAUGAACAUGAAUCAUUCACCGCUAGUGAGUUUCCAUCAUCAUAUUCAACCGCGCAGCUGCAGCACUUGAGUUCCGAUGCCCAAGUUUCUCCGAAUUCAAACCAACAUCUCCAGCGCCAGACAGGUGCGAAUGAUUCAGCGAAUGAUUUAUUGUGGAACUAUUUGGAUAAAAAAGUGCAACAGCAGUCGAAUAUGGCUACUCCCACCUCCUCUGCUAUCGUCAAGGUGAAACAAUACGUUCAACUUCCUUACCUACAACGAAAUAUGGAUCCGUGCGAAUUUUGGGAGAGUAGAAAAAUUAUUUCCAAAGAUCUCAUGGAAUAUUGUCGUUACAAUUGA
Messenger RNA from Rhagoletis pomonella (apple maggot), 1635 nucleotides. RefSeq names its product zinc finger BED domain-containing protein 1-like. The transcript has 3 exons. NCBI's taxonomy places the organism in Eukaryota, Metazoa, Arthropoda, Insecta, Diptera, Tephritidae. The record is from RefSeq and is a predicted model, not a curated record. The coding region runs from base 1 to 1635 and encodes 544 amino acids. Gene Ontology annotation, molecular function: DNA binding.